UCUAAAACGUCCUUAUCUUUUUCCUUGAUUGGUUAAUUCAAGUCAUCGAUGACGUAAGGUGGUGCUGUGUUCUGCGCAAGCGUGGGGUGCAAGAAAUAUGGCUGCGCCCUAUGGAUGUGCUGUUUUAAUUUUCUGAGUACCCAAAGUUUUAGCAAAAUUCAGAGUCCUUCUUGGCACCUUUCCAUAAAUGAAAAACACUCAAGCGUGCCCUUACCCGUAAUCGGAUUGUGCUGCAAUAUGUCUGUAGUUUUGAAAAACACCAAAGGAUGGUUGUUGGACCAGUGCUCCUAUAUAAACAAAAGUUUUCAACAAUGCCUGUCAUUUAUCAGCCCACAACAGAAACGGAACCUAAGGUGCAGAUUUAAAAGAAAAUAUUUUGAAAUAUUAAAACCUCAUAUUUUGUCGAAGUCCCUUACGAACUCAGAUUGCCUCGCUCUCGGGGGCGCAGAAACUGUCGCACAAGAAGAAAGAAAAAUAACUGCGAAUUCGCAGAAAGUGUCCGAUGAAGAAUUGCCUUCGAUCACGACAAAGAAGCGUAAACGUAAGCACAAGGAGCUGAACCAAGGCGAGAGUGAUUUGCAGGUCUACCAUGAAAAGGUUAGGAAAGUCAUUUUAGAGGGAUCCAGAGCUUUACUCGAUGAAGGCUUCACCUGCGGUUACUUCUACAGUGACAAAGCAAACGAAGGCUCAGAAAGUGUUUCCCGUCCUAGUGCUGGCAGUCGACUUGCUGAUCUUUGUGAAAUGGCUAAAGAACUCCCAUUUGCGACUGAGAAUGAGGAAACGUCCGUGCAGACAGUCGGCGAAGGAGCGAACUCCACAGAACACCUUGAUCUCUUCACGCGGGUCACAGAAAACAACAUGGACUGCUCAAGACUGGUCACUCUGAUGGGAGAGCAAUAUCUCCUGCCUCCCCAAUGCAGUUUCCUGCUUUCUGAUAUGUCAAAAAUGCAGCCCCUUUUAAACUACCAGAAGUAUGAUGUCAUUGUUCUUGAUCCUCCAUGGGAAAACAAGUCUGUCAAAAGGAGCAACAGGUACAGCUUUCUUCCGGCUUCUCAGCUCAAGAGGAUUCCUGUCCCUGGCCUGUCGGCCCCUGGUUGUCUAGUGAUCACGUGGGUGACAAACAGACAAAAACAUUUGCGGUUCAUCAGAGAGGAGCUGUAUCCUCACUGGUCUGUUGAGGUGCUUGCAGAGUGGCUGUGGGUGAAGAUAACAAACUCUGGGGAGUACGUAUUUCCACUUGAUUCUCCACACAAGAAGCCAUAUGAAAUUUUGGUGCUGGGACGGUACAGUGGAGGCAAAGAAUCUUCAUUAAGGUCUUCAGAAAAGCAAGAAAUUCCAGUCCCAGAUCAGAAGCUGAUAGUCAGUGUGCCUUCAACUCUGCAUUCACACAAGCCUUCAUUAGCAGAUGUGCUGAAAGAGUAUGUGGAUCCUGCAGCAAAAUGCCUGGAGUUGUUUGCACGCAACCUUCAGCCUGGGUGGACAAGCUGGGGAAAUGAGGUCCUCAAGUUUCAGCAUCUGAGUUACUUUAAUGUUGAGGAGACAGACCCAGACAUCCUAACCUGAGCGUUACACUGGGCAUUUUAAGUUGAGGUUUUCCUUGUAAACCUUUGAGCCUGACUGAUAGAUACAGUAGGUCUAAUCAAAACAAUCCAGUUGUCUAGAAAUCAUUUUAUUGAAGUGUUUUAACUGGUAAUGUGUGGAAUCCUAUAGGAGCCAAAGCUAUCUAUGUUGGCUAACUUAUGAUAUAUACCUGGUUACAAACACUUCAUAAUCUGUCUUAGCAGCUUCCUUAUCACAGAGACUCCAUUUACUUAAAACAUAUUAAAAGGUUUGGAUAUCUACAGUACAAAAUGCUGUAAAACAGAAAAUGUUUCCAGCAUAGGCUAGUGUUUUUUUUAGCAUAUCCUUUAAAUGUAAUUGAUUAUACACAGGUUAAGAGAAUAAUCACCAAAUCGAUUUUAAGAGUCUUCUGUGUGCCAAUUCAGUUGAAUUAGCACAAUAAAAAUAUGGGUGGCACUGUGGUACAGUGGUUAGCUGCCUUCUAGUCCUGGGGCCCUGAAUUCAAGUUUUUAUGUUUGUAUGUCCUCCCUGUGUUCACAUGGGUUACUUCUGGGUGCUCCGGUUUCCUCCCAAAUUCCAAAGACUUUGCUUUGGACUUUUUGUAAGUUACUUGGGUUCUGGGAAACUCGGCCAAGGUGUGACUGCGUACGCAUGUCUGUGUGUGUCCGCUGACUGGUGUCCCAUGCAGGAUGAAGUGGUUAAAAAAUAGAUGGAUUAAUAAAAACAGAUAUUUUAAAACCCUGACAUGCCUGUCGCUUUAUCCACAUUUAGAGUAAUGUUUUAAGAGUUGCACGGUUGAUAAUGUCUUGGGUUCAAAGUAAUCAACUGGUAGGUGCAGAAUUGUUUCUG
Molecule: messenger RNA, 2409 nt
Organism: Lepisosteus oculatus (spotted gar)
Lineage: Eukaryota; Metazoa; Chordata; Actinopteri; Semionotiformes; Lepisosteidae
Gene: mettl4
Product: methyltransferase 4, N6-adenosine
Cellular component (GO): nucleus; cytosol
Molecular function (GO): nucleic acid binding; site-specific DNA-methyltransferase (adenine-specific) activity; RNA methyltransferase activity
Source: RefSeq, a predicted model, not a curated record